AUGAAUAAUGAAAAGCGUAAGAAGUCUCGCCAUGUAUAUAUUUCAUCAAAGAUCGAUAACAAGCCUCCAUAUUUCAAUGCAUCUGCCCAUUUGAAAGCAUUUGACUUACAAGAUGCCAUACGAGUUAAAGAAAUAGAUAAAGAGAAUAUGAAUCUGUUAAAAAAAAUAAACAUAAUUCAUCGAUUAGGGGGGUACGUGGAUUGUUGGGCACCGGAUAUCAAGUAUAAUUCAAAACUUGAGAAUCAAGACCUAAUUGAAAGAUUGUCCGUUGCGUCAGAUGAAAGGCAAUUAGCCGAAAAAAGUCAAACGAGAUGUUUCUUUGAUGUUGGACUUAAAGAAGAAAAUCAAAAAUUAGGGCGUAUAAUAUUUGAACUCUACGACAGUAUUGUACCACGUACAUGUGAGAACUUCGCAGCUUUCUGCCGUGGAAUAAAUGGCUUAUCAUAUAAGCACACUCCAUUUCAUCGUAUCGUUUCUGGCUACUGGUGCCAAGGAGGAGAUGUCACAAAAUUUGACGGUACCGGCGGUAUCUCUAUAUACGGAAACUCGUUCGAUAAGGAAAAAUCUAAUUUACGCCACACAGAACCUGGCAUACUGUCCAUGUGCGAUAACGAUGAUGGCAGGAACGAUUCCAAGUUUAAUCUUACGUUUAAGUGCUUAAAGACUGUGAAUGAAGAUAGGGCCGUUUUUGGCCGGGUAAUAGGCGGAAUGAGAAACAUUUACAAGAUCGAGGAAUUCGGUACGAAGACCGGAAAACCAAUAAAAUCGGUAAUUGUGUUAAACUGUGGAGUCCUGUCGACGAAACGCCCGCAUGAAAAGCUGUCCAAAUCACAAAUAUAA
Molecule: messenger RNA, 840 nt
Organism: Camponotus floridanus (Florida carpenter ant)
Lineage: Eukaryota; Metazoa; Arthropoda; Insecta; Hymenoptera; Formicidae
Product: peptidyl-prolyl cis-trans isomerase
Exons: 5
Coding region: 1-840 (279 amino acids)
Biological process (GO): protein peptidyl-prolyl isomerization
Molecular function (GO): peptidyl-prolyl cis-trans isomerase activity
Source: RefSeq, a predicted model, not a curated record